Molecule: messenger RNA, 1877 nt
Organism: Rhagoletis zephyria (snowberry fruit fly)
Lineage: Eukaryota; Metazoa; Arthropoda; Insecta; Diptera; Tephritidae
Source: RefSeq, a predicted model, not a curated record
CUAAUGGACGAAGGCACUGAUGCUCGGGAGAUCCUGGAGAACAAACUCCUGCCGCUUCGACGAGGCUACAUUGGCGUUGUCAAUCGGUCGCAACGCGACAUUGAGGGUCGCAAGGACAUCAAAGUUGCCCUUGAAUCGGAGCGAAAGUUCUUCAUUUCUCAUUCUGGCUAUCGCCACAUGGCUGAUCGAAUGGGAACACCGCACCUGCAGCAAGUUCUCAAUCAACAACUCACCGAUCAUAUUCGCGACACACUGCCUACUUUGCGAGACAAGCUGCAGAAGCAGUUGUUGUUGUUGGAGGAGGAGGUUGAUGAAUACAAAAACUUUCAACCCGAUGAUUUGCAACUCAAAAACAAAGCCAUGCUGCAAAUGGUUCAACAGUUGGACAGCAAUUUUAAAGAAAGUUUUGCUGGUCUUGGAUCUACCCAAGUCAGUACUUCUGAACUGUCUGGAGGUGCGCGCAUCAACCGACUCUUCCACGAGCGUUUCCCAUUUGAAAUUGUUCAAGUGGAGAUUAAUGAGAAGGAACUUCGCAGUGAGAUCGCCUUUGCCAUUCGUAAUAUUCACGGUAUUCGAGUCGGUCUUUUUACACCUGAUUUAGCGUUUGAGCUAAUCGUUAAAAAGCAGAUUGAAAAGCUGCGCGAACCCUCCAUCAAGUGCGUCGACCUGGUCACCGGCGAAGUGUUCGACGUUGUCCGUCGUUGCACACUAAAGAUGGCUCGCUACCCUCGGCUGCGGAAAGAGUGCGAGCGCAUCAUCAUGUCACACGUGAGAGAGCAGGCGAGAAAAGCCAAAGAACAGAUCAUGAUGCUCUGUGAUGCAGAGGUGGCCUACAUGAACACUAAUCAUGAAGACUUUAUUGGCUUCUCCAAUGUCCAGCAGUCUGCUGACAGCACGCAGAAGUGGAAGCUAGGCAACCAGAUCAUUCGCAAGGGCUACAUGUGCAUUCACUUCGGUAUGUUGAAAGGCGGCUCUCGCUAUUACUGGUUCGUUUUGACGAGCGAGUCUCUGUCCUGGUUUAAGAAUGAGGAGGAGAAGGACAAAAAGUACAUGCUUUCGUUGGAUGGUCUCAAAAUUAAGGAUAUAGAACCUAGCUUCAUGUCUCGUCGACACUUGUUUGCAAUUUUCAAUCCUGAUCAAAGAAACGUCUAUAAGGAUUACAAGCAACUCGAGUUGUCGUGCGAAUCACAGGAGGACGUUGACUUGUGGAAGGCCUCCUUCUCGCGAGUUGGUGUGUACCCGGAGCAAAGCAACAACACCGACAUUUUAAGUGGUGGUAAUGAAGAUGAAGGCUUCGACGCCGGUGUAUCUAGUCUUGAUCCUCAGCUGGAGCGACAGGUGGAGACCAUUCGCAACUUGGUUGAUUCCUACAUGAAGAUUGUCACAAAGACAUAUCGAGAUCUUGUUCAAAAAAUAGUCAUGAAUACAAUGAUUAACAGUUCUAAAGAAUUUGUUUAUGGCAAUUUUUUGCUUCAGCUGUAUGCUGUUGACAAUCAGCACGAAAUGAUGGAGGAGUCUCCCGAAGAGGAGGGAAAGAGAAAGGAGAUGCUGCGAAUGUAUCACGCCUGUAAAGAGGCACUCUCCAUCAUCGGCGACGUUUCCAUGCAAACGAGCUACCAGCCAGCUCCACUCCAAUCCAGUCCAAUCAAGGACGACUGGCAGUUUCGCAACUCUGCUCCAUCGCCCACUCCAAUGACUAGCAACUCGAUGGCCAGCAAGCCACUUCCGUCGUCAAACAUUUCCAAUAGUCGGCCAGUGCCGCCACCGGCUUCCGAUAAAAAUUGCGGCGCCCCACCUCCUUCAAGUCACUUGUUUGAGAAAGAGAUGGCCCAGUUUAUGAAAAGCUUUGAUCGGGUCGACACUCCUCUGAUUCCAAC